AUGUGGAAAGGCGCCAAGGACAAUGGCGAUAAUGGCCUCACGCAUGAGGACCCUUACCCAAUUCCCAACGACGAUGAAGGCUCUAGGACAUUUAGGAGAAGUGAAGAGCCCAACGAGAGGACCAGACUUCUGGAUCGCCCCAGGCCACCACCCAAUUCAGAUGGCUAUCUCGACCCAGAUGACCCAGCUGUGUCACCUUACAAUCUCUGGACCGUACGGGCCAUGCGCUAUCUCACCAUCCUGUUCUUGAUCAUCAGCUUCUUGUGGUGGGUUCUCUUACUCGUCUCCAUCUUCGUCUCUCCUCCUGGCCUCCACACGCGUGGCUCCGGCUUCUUCGACUUCGCCUACACCUGCCUUACCAUUGGCAACCUCCUCGUAGUCACCAUCUUCUUCAUCACACCAGCCAAGGGCUUGCGCAUCACCACAUCCAUCAUUGCCGGUCUCUUGGCCAUCGACAUGAUCCUCAUCCUAUCAAUUCCACGUAUAAGGCUUGAAGAGGGUUGGGUUGGCAUUGCAAGCGUCAUCUGGGCCUUCCUGAUGGCUGUCUGGUGCAUCUUGACUGACCGUGUUGUUGCAUACGGCAAGCGAGAGGAGGAAGAGCGUCUUACCGGACGCGCAGAGACCCGCCGCACAUUGAAGGAAUGGGUUGCUGUUCUUGUCGCUACCAUUGUGACUGUCAUCUUCAUCGUCAUUGUCAUCCUGAUGACUGCCACCCUGGGGCUGCGCGGCCGCGAUGCAACACUCAAGAUGUACGGUGACCGCAUUUUGGUAGAUGGAGACAAGUACGCAGUUCAUUUGGCUUGCGUUGGCAAUGUUACAGAGACCCAUGGCUCAAAGGAUCCCACUGUCAUUCUCGAGGCUGGUGAAGAACCAUUGGAGUAUGACCUCGAGCACUGGGCCUACGCAGCGUACAAGAACGGCACCAUCUCGCGCUACUGCUACUGGGACCGUCCCGGCUAUGCCUUCUCCGAUAAUGCCCCUUCGCCACACUCGGCUGGUAUGUCUGCAGAUGCCCUCUCUGAGGCACUCGCCAGGUCUGGUGAGGAAGGACCAUGGAUUCUUGUCUCGGCUGGCACUGGCAGCAUCGUCUCGCGUAUCUUCAGCUCGCGCCACCUGAAGCAGGUCACAGGCAUCAUGAUGGUCGAUCCUCUCCACGAAGACCUUCUCCACCGCAUCGGCAACCCUGGACGCGGUUUCUUACUCUGGGCCUGGGGUAUCAUCUCGCCUCUUGGUACCGUCCGCCUCGCCGGCGCACUCUUCAAGGGCCGUACGCGCGAAGACCGCGUCUACGGCCGCAAUGCCUACCAGUCCGGCAAAUUCAUCAAGGCGCAGCUUCAGGAGAAUCUUGUUGCCGACAGCCUGACCAAGAACGAAGUCUCUGCCGCACGAAACAUUCAAAGCUCAAACACACCGCUUGUCGUUGUCUCGAGUGGAAUCGAGGUUAAGAAGAACAGCGAGUGGGAACGCAAGCAAAAGGACUUGACGCAUCUCACCGACAACCUUGUGAGUUGGGAUGUGGUCAACAAGGCGCCACACCAGGUCUGGCAGACACUUGAGGGGCGUUCAGUCAUGGAGAAGCGUCUCAAGCAGCUGGUCAAGGCUGCUGCAAAGGUCAAGAAUGAAGCUGUUGGGGAGCAGGACGAGUAG
This is a messenger RNA of Bipolaris oryzae ATCC 44560, 1647 nucleotides long. RefSeq lists its product as uncharacterized. NCBI's taxonomy places the organism in Eukaryota, Fungi, Ascomycota, Dothideomycetes, Pleosporales, Pleosporaceae. The record is from RefSeq and is a predicted model, not a curated record. The coding region runs from base 1 to 1647 and encodes 548 amino acids. The transcript has 2 exons.